AUGGCUUCACAAGCGUCGUUUAAAAGAAAACACAAGACACUGAACAUAGAGGAUAAACUUCAAAUCCUGGAAAAACUUAAGAAAGGUGAAAGCGGAGCGGCAUUAGCCCGAGAGUUUGGUGUCGGUAAGUCUACAAUUACGGACAUAAAGUCUAAACAAGAUGCUAUCUUGAAAUAUGCAUCCCAACAAGAUAGCAAUGAGGGACCUAAAAAUAGAAAAAGAUUAAAAUUAGCCAAUAAUAUGGCUCUUGAGGCUGCCUUAUAUUUAUGGUUUACACAAAGAAGGAGCUUAGGUGAACCAAUAUCAGGCCCGCUUCUUUGUGAAAAGGCUCUAGAUUUUAAUAAACAACUUAAUGGGUCUCCUGAUUUCAACGCUAGUAGUGGGUGGCUGGCCAAGUUCAAACAAUAG
This is a messenger RNA of Anoplophora glabripennis (Asian longhorned beetle), 408 nucleotides long. Its product is annotated as jerky protein homolog-like. Gene Ontology annotation, cellular component: nucleus. NCBI's taxonomy places the organism in Eukaryota, Metazoa, Arthropoda, Insecta, Coleoptera, Cerambycidae. Gene Ontology annotation, molecular function: DNA binding. The transcript has a single exon. The record is from RefSeq and is a predicted model, not a curated record. Bases 1 to 408 code for a protein of 135 amino acids.